AUGAUCGUAACUAAAGUGUUCUUGUGCUUUGUGGUAGUUUUGUUUUCUGCACUGAAAGUGUUUGGUGUCGAGGAAAAUGGCACAAAACCUUCCUUCACCGGGUUCGGGUUCGAAAUAAUAAUGGCCAAGUUGGAAUUCCUUCAGUACAAGCUGAUCGAGAUGGAAUCUGCCAUGAAGGAAGAUCGAGAGACGAUCGCACAGAAGCUGUGUUUUACUUCUGGCCUAAAUCUUCGGAGUGUUUUGUUUCCAUCGUGCAAGAAGAACCCAUCGAAGAGAUCGGGCAAGUACUUUAUACAGCCUACUGAAAACGACGAACCAUUCCUGGGAUACUGUGAGCAGACUGCUUUCGGUGGAGGUUGGCUUGUGUUCCAGCAUCGUUACGACGGAUCGGUGGACUUUUACCGCAAUUGGACAGAGUACCGGAACGGUUUUGGAAGCGUCGAUGGAGAGUUUUGGCUCGGUUUAGAACGCUUGAAUCAGAUUACUUCAGAACGAAAGCAUGAGCUGCUUGUGGAGCUGAAAGACUUCGAAGGAAACUACAAGUACGCACGGUAUAGUGAGUUUGAGAUCGGCAGUGAGGCGGAGCAAUAUUCGUUAAAGAAGCUGGGAUCGUAUACAGGAACGGCAGGUGACUCAUUGACGUACCAUAAGGGUAUGAAAUUUACAACCAAAGAUAGGGACAAUGAUGAAAGUAGAAGUAUGAAUGGUGCUGAGAAAUAUGAGGGAGCAUGGUGGUACAAGGAAUUUCUCCUGUCCAAUCUUAAUGGACGUUAUAAGAAUGCUUGGGACUUUAAAAGCAUGUUCUGGUACAACUAUAAAUUAAAAUCUAUUGGUUUAGCAUACUCAAGAAUGUUGAUUCGGGAAACAUAACCGAUAAGGCGCUGUUGUUAGAAACAAUAUUUUACAAUAGUAAAACAGAAGCGUCUUUUGCUAAA
Anopheles gambiae (African malaria mosquito) is the source of this 935-nucleotide messenger RNA. Its product is annotated as ficolin-2-like. The transcript has a single exon. Bases 1 to 870 code for a protein of 289 amino acids. NCBI's taxonomy places the organism in Eukaryota, Metazoa, Arthropoda, Insecta, Diptera, Culicidae. The record is from RefSeq and is a predicted model, not a curated record.